Rhipicephalus microplus (southern cattle tick) is the source of this 3804-nucleotide messenger RNA. RefSeq names its product putative G-protein coupled receptor No18. The record is from RefSeq and is a predicted model, not a curated record. Gene Ontology annotation, cellular component: plasma membrane. Gene Ontology annotation, biological process: G protein-coupled receptor signaling pathway. Lineage: Eukaryota; Metazoa; Arthropoda; Arachnida; Ixodida; Ixodidae. Gene Ontology annotation, molecular function: octopamine receptor activity.
GCCAGCAAUCGCCUGAACCAUGACCUCCAGUGCGGGCCUCCUUAUUGACACAGCCAGCAGCACGGUCGUGCCUCGAUUUCUUUACAACAGUGUCAUGUUUGACGUUGGUGAAAACACGACCUCAACGCGACUCGGUUCCUUCAUGGGAAACGUCAAUGAAUCUAAUGUGACCGUGAGCCUGGGCAACCACGUCGUCGACGGUGGUGUUGCAGGCGGCGAAGACGCCGUCUUAUCACUUGCCGUGCCACUGCCUGAAGCCGUGGCCACCGUCCUUAUACUCUCGGCCAUCGUGGCCGGAACGGUGUUUGGAAACGUACUCGUGGUGCUGGCCAUCUUCACCUACAGGCCUCUUCGGAGUGUUCAAAACAUGUUCAUAGUGUCCCUGGCUGUUGCCGACAUCGCAGUGGCGCUCCUGGUGAUGCCUUUCAACGUGGCCUACUCCAUCAUGGGUCGCUGGGUGUUCGGCUUGCAUAUGUGCGAGCUGUGGCUCACAUGCGACGUCCUCUGUUGCACGGCGUCCAUCUUGAACUUGUGCGCCAUAGCGCUGGACCGCUACUGGGCCAUCCACGAUCCCAUCAACUACGCCCAGAAACGCACGCUACGGCGGGUGCUGCUUUCCAUCGUGCUGGUGUGGGGCAUCAGCGCACUCAUCUCGGUGCCGCCCCUCAUUGGCUGGAACGACUGGCCGGAGCAGUUUGACGAGACGUCGCCUUGCCAGCUGACAGAGGAGCGUGGAUACGUCCUCUACUCGGCCUCCGGGUCCUUCUUCGCACCACUGCUUAUAAUGACCAUCGUGUACUUCAAAAUCUACCUGGCCACCAGGCGACGGCUUCGCAAGCGUGCCAAGGCAGUGGCAGCCACGCUACAGGUGAAACCUUCAGCGCUAAACGUACUGCCACCAACCACUCACGAGAACUCAUCGGCUGACUCGCCCCAGACUGAACAAAGCCCAAUCGAUCCGGACCUAGACAGCGUAACCGCGAUCCGAACGGACGACAUUCCGGAAACACGCGGGAAGACCCAGCAAAACGGUGGCAAUGGCGCCGCCAGCCUAGGCGGCUCUUGCCGGGCCGCUCCCAACGUGAAACAGUACAUGGAGGAGCGCCAGCGCAUCUCGCUCUCCAAGGAGCGGCGUGCGGCCCGCGUGUUGGGCAUCGUGAUGGGAGUGUUCGUGCUGUGCUGGCUUCCUUUCUUCCUCAUGUACGUCAUCCUGCCCUUCUGUCCACAGUGCAGCAUCGCACCAAAGACGGUCAACUUCAUCACGUGGCUGGGUUACGUGAACUCUGCCCUGAACCCUGCGAUCUACACCGUGUUCAACAAUGACUUUCGCAAGGCCUUUCUCAAGAUUCUGUGUCACCGGCGCAGAUGAGCGCCAUUCUUCAGCGGGGUUUUGAAGCUCUAACUCAACACGCAUUCGUGCCACGUGGACUUGAGGACAUAUAAGCAGCGUGCUAAUGACACGAGAUGGCUCUGAAGAACAAUUUCGUGCUUUGUGUGACAAGUGGUCUUGAUUAUGUUGACUUUCUGAGCAGGUUGGUCAAGGGAAGAAACACGUUUCUUAAAAUGUCAUGUUCUCAUUGUUACCGCGAUCAAGGGCUUCGCGGUGUCUUCCAUGUUGUAAGGCGUGACUGCGGCGGAAAGAAUAGCUUGAUCCAUACGCUUGUCAAACCGGCCCAUUUAUAUUAGAGGCUGUCUUGUUUUAAAGUGAACCACGUCAGCUGCCAAGCUGUCUCGAGUGCAUGGAGAACAAAAAUUCUGAAAUGAGAAGCAACUAGAAGCUGAGAACUGUUACUGGCAACAAGAGUAAAAAAUUACCCAGACACGAGUUCAAAAGUGUAUGUUUAGAAGUGUGUUUAAUUAGUUCUCCAAAUCUUCUCAUCGUGCACCUCAUAAAAGGACUUCUUAUAUUUAGUCAAUAAACAACUGCAUUUGCACAAAGUUACAGACACAAAUGUUACGCACGUUACGGCUAACUGUUGAACCAGACAUGUAAUGGUGGGAAUGUUUUCGACAUUACGAAAUGUAACCCGCAUAUCGUGCAAGCUGACGAAGGGCAGCUUUGUUAUGCUUACACGCCUGUCAAGCAGUGCGGUGCCUUUCACACCCAGCGGUCGCGAUUUCAACAAUAACAUGCGGGAGUUGAGCUGUUUUAAGGUAACCGUGGUGCUCAUUGUGCUCGAUGUUUCAUGCAUGCCCUAUUUAUGCGUUGUAGCGCAAAUACACCUGUAGAAACUUUGACAGUAAUCCUGAAAGCAUUGUGCAGUAGUUCACGAGUGCUUGUUGAAAGCGUCAGAACAGCAUUAUUCAUUGGAUGCUCAGUGCUAUCUUGAGGCAUCUGUUCGCCUAUCUAAUGUGAUUGGAAUGAAAGAUAUAUUUGGGAUAUAUUUACUAUUCUUCCACAAUAAUUCAUACCCAGAAUGCUCGGAGUGAGUGAGUGUUUCAAAGCGGUUAACCUAAAUUUUUGACUCACGAGGGGAACAUCCCUUGUAAAUGUGUAGUUUAGUAGGCAUAAAUUAAAAUUGAUUGUUUCAGAGCAGGCCUGCUGGUUUGUUACUUGUUUCAAGAUAUUAGAAAUAUCUGGCCGCCUUAAAGCAAUCAAUAGCUAACUGCCAUAGCUGUGUAGCUGUGUAUACAGAUGCAUUUUGUGUGAAAAUUUUUUCAACAUGAUGUCCUAUCACAGAUGUAUAAGUUUUAUUAUAUAUGCGAGCGUCUGUGUAUUUUACACUUACAUGUGUUACUCAGAACAACCUAAAUCAUUACGAACAACUACUAAGGGCUACCAACUUUACAAAAAUGAUAGGCACUGAACAAACUCGAAUGCGCUGUGACUUAUAAAUGGGUUUAUUGGCGAUAAAGCUGUUAAAAGCUUAAGUCUCUGGUAGCGACAACAAUCGGCAUACUUUCUUUAUUGUCCUACUGGUCGCACUUUCCUUUAUGCUAUUCAGUGCGCGAUAUAAGUUUUAUCGAAAGCAAACUUUUAAACGUGAACUUGAGUGUAUUGACGUAUGUACGUGUGUCUAUUGUUACUAAGUGUAGAGGCACGUCCAAAGCAAAUGGCUCCCUAGUUGGUCUAUGCGGCGCAAUACCAUACGAUGCGUUGAAAUUUUGACAGCCAAUGUAUUAUGCUUGUCGCACCAACAGUUCUUCACGUGCAAGUAUUGCAGUUGUAAUUUUCUGAAGUGAAAAUCAACUUUACCUGUAAAACCUCCCAGCGCCAUUUAUGGUAGCCAACGGUGAAUCACGCUCAAGAAUGAAGUAAAAUUCGUGGUUUGUCUUGCUCGUAUACUGGACUCUCCCACCACGUUCCAAAUAUCUCGAAAUAUUGAAUUUGCAGUUGAAGCUGUAUUUUCAUGUCUAAGCAAGGUAUAGAAAAUUUUCUGUAAAAGUUAGCUGUGAAAGGGCUUAAUGAUAUAUUUCGUUGCAUGUAUUUGCAUUAUUUUCAAUAGGCAAUAUGAUGAACGCACGAGCUAAAUAUAUUUCAUGUUAGAAGUCCCGUGUGAUUUAUAAUAACUGGUAAAAAAGCUUACUUGUAGGAAUCCCUGAACUAAGAGGAGUUAAAAUCGCGAGAAAAUGUUCACCAUAAUAAUAAGACAUGUCAUCAUGGAAGUGCUCAACAUUACAUUACAAGGAUAGAAAACUAGGUUGCUACACAGCAAACAAUGCAAAAGAUACCUUAUGCAUUGUUUGUAGUCAAGAAAACAAUGUUUUGCUCAUUCGAUCAUUUUGCGGCCAUGACUUUGUGUUCACCUUGACGAAACCAACGAUGAUCAUGAGAAAGAAUAAACGUCACACAUCUGGUUCAAA